AUGGUUUGUGUAGUCUUGGGUGCCAACCCUCCAUUGUCUGUGUUUGAGGGAUUUAUCAAUCGUAUGUGGGGUAAGCUGGGUAUUGAGAGAAUAGCACGCAUGAAUGGAGGAUAUACUCUUGUUAAAUUCAGGGAUGAAGCUACUAGAGACUUGGUUUUGGAAGCUGGUGUGGUUCAUUUUGACAGAAAGCCAGUUUUACUGAGGCCAUGGGCGACUGGUAAGCCUAUGAUGAUGGAUAUGGUAACCAAGGACAAAUCUAUGGUGAAAUUUGCCAGAGUUCUUGUAGAUGUUGAAAUCUCUGAUAAUAUUCCUCAGUGUAUUAGCUUUUUAAAUGAGAGUGGCCAGUUGAUGGAGCAACCUAUAGAAUUCGAAUGGUUGCCUACUCGUUGUUCUUGUUGUAAUAAUUUGGGUCAUGGUGCUUCUAAUUGUGAAAGGUCUCAGGUUGCAGACAAGGAUAGUCAGCAGCAAAGAAAUUGUGAUAAUCUGGCUGGUUCUCGAGAGUUGAAGACAGGUAAUGACUCAGUUCAGGAUGCUGGUAACUCAUCAGUUGGGCAGGAUCUAUCUUGGUCUACCCCAAAGAGAGUAGGUGGGGUUAAGAUAAAAGCUGCUGCUAACGUGACAGUGAGGGGUAACAAGUUUAGUCUCUUACAGGAGAGCAAGGAGAUGGUUACAAAAAGGAAUUUACAUGAUCCUCAACCUUCUAAUGGAGGGAUUUUGGGUGGUUUUCUUGAAACUAAAUUGAAAAACAAAAAAAUUGAGGAGAUGAUGAUGAAUUUUUUUGUUGGUUGGAAGUGGUAUAGCAGUGAGGUAGUUGAAGGAAGGAUUCUCUUAGUUUGGAGGGAAGAUAUUGUUCAAGUAAAUAUUAUUCAUGUCAUGGACCAACUUGUUCAUUGUGAAGUUAGGAUAAAAGGUUCUAUGAACCAAACGUUGCUGUCAUUUGUCUAUGGUAGGAAUACUUUGGAAGAGAGAAAACUGCUUUGGCCUCAUCUUUUGUGUCCCAAGGCUUCAGCAGCUCCUUGGCUGGUUGUGGGGGAUUUUAAUGCAAUAUUUGAUUAUGGUGAUCGCAUAGGGGGUCGAGAGGUCUCUCACUCGGAAGUGGCUGAUAGUAGCCAGUGGAGAGCUUCUGUUUUAAUUACUGAAUUACGGUCUAAUGGAUCAUUUUUCACAUGGUCUAAUAAUCAACAUCCAGAAACUAGGAUUUACUCUAAGCUGGAUAGAGUUCUUGUCAAUGAAAAGUGGUCUGAUUCUUUCCCUGACUCUGAAGCUAGAAUAUUUUGGGAUACCUUAUCUGACCAUUGCUAUUGCAUCAUCAAGACUGUUCAGUUCAAGGAGUUUGGGAUUAAACCUUUUAGAUUUUAUAAUUGCUGGUCUACCCAUGAGGAUUUUCGUGUUAUUGUUCUUGAUUGCUGGUUAAAACCAGCAGGGGGAAUCGGGUUGCAGCAGGUCUUGCUGAAGCUUAAGAGACUAAUUCCUAUUUUGAGUCGCUUCAACAAACAACAAGUUGGGGAUCAGGAAGAGUCUGAUGCAGCUAGAGAUUUUGCUAACAAAUCCUGUUCUUAUGAGAGCUUUCUGCGUCAGAAGAGCAAGAUUAACUGGCUGAGGUUUGGUGAUGAGAAUACGGCGUAUUUUCGUGCUUCUCUUAAACAACGGAAAAUGAGGAAUCGUAUUUCUAGUUUUAUUAACGAUGAGGGUCAUAUUGUUGAAAACUAUCCUGAGGUUAUUGAUCAUUUUUACAAUCACUUUAGAGGUGUUAUGGGUAAGGUGAGUUUAGCUUCAAGGCAGAUUGAUCAGAAUUGUUUCAAAGAGGGGCAUACUUUAACACUGGAGCAACAACUCAGAUUGAUUCAGCCUUUCACCCGGAAAGAUGUUAGGAGAGCUUUGUUUAGUAUUCCUUCAAUCAAGAGUCCAGGUCCUAAUGGGUAUGGUUCGGGCUUUUUUAAAGCUCUUUGGAGGGAUAUUGGUGCUGAAAUUUCAGAUGCAGUUUUGUUGUUUUUUACAACUGGUGAGAUUCCUACUGAGUUAAAUAGAACUAUACUCACUCUUAUACCUAAGGUAGAUUCUCCCUCUGUGGCUUCCGAUUUUAGACCCAUUGACUGCUACCAAAAUCAGGGUGCUUUUGUUAAAAAUCGUCAGCUGGCUCAUAAUAUUCAGAUGCUUCAGGACUUGCUUCAUGGGUAUUCUAGAAAGAAUAUAUCUCCCCGGUGCCUGUUAAAGAUCGACAUUAGUAAGGCCUAUGAUUCUGUAGAUUGGGCAUUUUUGGAAGAGAUUUUGUCAGCUUUUUGCUUCCCUAGAAAGUUUAUUAAGUGGAUUAUGGUCUGUUUGUCGGAUUCCUCUUAUACACUGCUUAUGAAUGGGCGGUUACAGGGCAGUUUUGAGGGGAGGAAAGGGUUAAGACAGGGGGAUCCUAUUUCUCCUCUUUUGUUUGUACUGGUUAUGGAGUAUCUUACUAGACUCCUUAAGCAGGUUGCCAAUCAUAGAGAGUUUAGAUUUCACCCUUUGUGCAAGCAUUUACAUUUAGUGAACCUUUGCUUUGCGGAUGACCUGAUCUUGUUCUGUAAGGGCAAUUAUCGUUCUGUUCAGUUGAUGUUUGAGGGUUUUUUGAGUUUCUGUAAUAGUUCAGGGCUGGCUGUUAACUUGAAUAAGUCUCAAAUUUACUUAGGGGGUGUAGCAGCUGAGGUGAAGCUGAGUAUUUUGAAUCUUGUUGCACUUGGAGAGGGUAAUUUCCCUUUGAAAUACCUGGGUUUCUCUUUGAGACCUACGAAAUGGCAAGCUGCUGAUUGUGGGGUUAUCAUCAAGAAAAUUCAGACUAAACUUCACAUGUGGGCGAGUAGACACCUUUCAUUCGCGGGGAGAACACAGUUGAUAUUUUCAGUUUUACUUAGCAUCCGUAAUUAUUGGAUGCAUGUUUUGUUGCUGCCUAUUAGUGAUAUUAAUGAAAUUGACAGGUUGUGUAGAAAUUUUCUUUGGGGCUCUUCCAAUUCUCGAAGUAAACUUCAUUGUACAUCUUGGGCUCAAGUUUGUCUCCCUAAAUCUCUUAGAGGUCUGGGAUUUAUGGAAGGUGCUGUGUGGAAUAAAGUUCUCAUGGCUAAAUUCAUUUGGGCUUUAUCCACUAAGCAAGAUAUGUUAUGGGUGAAGUGGAUUGAUGGAAUUUAUCUCAAGGGUCAUUCUUUUUGGUCUUACAAUCUUAAAGCUGAUGUGAGUUGGUAUUGGCAUAAACUCUGUUACCUAAGGGAAUUUGUCUUUGAAUCUAAGCUGGUUAGUGCAACUGUGAAUGGUUCUCUCAGGCUGAAGGUUUUGCUACACAGCACUCUUCAAAGACAAUCAGUUGCAUUUGCUAAGGAUGUUUGGUGUUGUCUUUCUGUCCCUAAGCAUAGGUUCAUCUUGUGGCAGUCUGUUUUGGGUCAUCUUCUGACUAGGGAUAAUUUAGUGAGGUGCCAAGUGGCUGGUGUCUCUGUGUUGUGCCCGGUCUGUGAGCAGGAGGAGGAAUCGCAUCAGCACCUUUUCUUUGAUUGCUGGUUUUCUCAGCAAGUCUGGUCUUUGCUCAAGGGGUGGUUAGGAACUAGUAUCUGGCCGGCUCAUUUUGCUGACUGGAAAGAAUGGCUCAACAGGAAGCCUAGGAGUGUUUUGCAUAGCAUUUAUAUUGCUGUGUUGGCUGCUACAGUUUAUGGAAUGUGGUAUAACAGGAAUUCUUGCAUUUUUUCGGGUUAUUCUUAUACUCCCUGGUAUGUUGUGAGGAUGAUUAAGAAGGCAGUGAAGUACAGAUUGUAUGGUCGGCUCAGUCAGAAAGUUCUUAGGCAAAAUUGUUCUCUAGCAUCUCUUGUUGAUAAUAUGUAA
Humulus lupulus (European hop) is the source of this 3834-nucleotide messenger RNA. RefSeq lists its product as uncharacterized. Gene Ontology annotation, molecular function: catalytic activity. The coding region runs from base 1 to 3834 and encodes 1277 amino acids. Lineage: Eukaryota; Viridiplantae; Streptophyta; Magnoliopsida; Rosales; Cannabaceae. The transcript has 6 exons. The record is from RefSeq and is a predicted model, not a curated record.